AUGUUGAGGAAGGAAAGAAAGAGACAUAUUUUAGAGAAUGGAGGAAAAUUGCUGGAAGAGCGGAUAAUUUGUUGCAAAGAUAAAUGUAGAUGUAACCCCAUCCGGAGUUUUUCAGCUGAACAAAUCCUGAGAGCUACAAAUCACUUUGAAUCUGAUUGCAGCUUCUAUAGUUGUUUUAAAUGGUACAAGUGUAGCAUCGAUGGCCUCCCGGCUCUAAUUAAAAAAUAUAAAGAUUCAAAAGCACUGAAUGCACAUCGUGACAUCGCAAUAAGUUGUCAAAUGAGCAGCCAUAGAAAUGCUCUUAAACUACUAGGUUGUUGCCUUCAAUUCUCUAGGCCAACAUUAGUUUAUGAACACGCAGAAUUUGGACCUUUGAAUGGAAGGGGAGGCAUAGGUAUUGAUGGUAAUCAUCCACCCUUAUCCUGGAAGAUGAGGUUGAAGGUUGCAAUAGGUAUUGGAAAUGCUAUAGCUUAUCUCCAUAAUGCAUUUUCUAGGCCUAUAAUAAACAGGGACAUAAAACAUUCACAUAUCUUUUUGGAUAAAGAUUAUGUUCCCAAGUUUUCUGAUUUUAGUUUCUCCAUAAUAAUUCCUGAAGGGGAAACACAUAUUGAAGAUGAUUUGAUAGGGACGUUUGGAUUUGUUGAUCCUACUUAUUUUGCAACAAGCCUUGUCACAGAGCAUACUGAUGUUUACAGCUUCGGAGUUCUUCUGCUAGUCCUUAUUACCGGAAAACAUGCUAUUGAUCAAAUUUAUCUCGACGAAAAACAAUGGAUCGGCGAUUAUGUAAGUAGUUUGGUUGAGAAGGAACAGUUCAAAGAAAUUUUGGAUUCUGAAAUUUUGGGAGGAGGAGGAAUCAAUGAAGAGUGUACGCCCUAA
Humulus lupulus (European hop) is the source of this 876-nucleotide messenger RNA. RefSeq names its product serine/threonine-protein kinase ZRK1-like. NCBI's taxonomy places the organism in Eukaryota, Viridiplantae, Streptophyta, Magnoliopsida, Rosales, Cannabaceae. Gene Ontology annotation, molecular function: protein serine/threonine kinase activity; ATP binding. The record is from RefSeq and is a predicted model, not a curated record. Gene Ontology annotation, cellular component: plasma membrane. Bases 1 to 876 code for a protein of 291 amino acids. The transcript has a single exon. Gene Ontology annotation, biological process: protein phosphorylation; cell surface receptor signaling pathway.